AUGCUGAGCCUGUGGGUGCGGAGCCUGGGGGUGCUGAGCCUGGGAGUGCUACGCCUGAGCCUGAGCGUGCGGAGCCUGGGAGUGCUACGCCUGAGCGUGCGGAGCCUGGGGGUGCUGAGCCUAGGAGUGCUGAGACAAGGGGUGCUGCGCCUGAGCGUUCUGAGCCUAGGGGUUUUGAGCCUGGGUGUGCUGCUUCUGAGGGUGCUGAGCCGGGUGGUUCUGCUUCUGCUGGUGGCCUUCCGGGAGCCGGAGGCACUGGAGCUGGAGGCGCUGGAGCUGGAGGUACUGGCACUUGAGGUGCUGGAGCUGGAGGUCUUGACGCUGGAGGCACUGGAGCUGGAGGCACUGGAGCUGGAGGCUCUGACGCUGGAGCUGCUGGAGCUGGAGGUGCUGGCGAUAGAGACGCUGGAGCUGGAGGCCCUGUGCAGCAGCGUGAGCCCCUCUCACCACAGCAGCUGCGCGAGUGGCUCGCUCGGCGCACCCGCCUUCAGAGUCGCGCAGGAGCUGGAGGCACUGGAGCUGGAGGUGCUGGAGCUGGAGGCACUGGAGCUGGAGGCGCUGGAGUUGGAGGUGGUGGAGCUGGAGCUCCUGGCGCUGGAGGCGCUGGAGCUGGAGGUACUGGAGCUGGAGGUGCUAGAGCUGGAGGCACUGGAGCUGGAGGCGCUGGAGUUGGAGUUCCUGACGCUGGAGGUGCUGGAGCUGGAGGCACUGGAGCUGGAGGCACUGGAGCUGGAGGCGCUGGAGCUGGAGGCGCUGGAGCUGGAGGCACUGGCGCUGGAGCUACUGAAGAUGGAGACACUGGAGCUGGAGGCACUGGCGCUGGAGGUACUGGAGCUGGAGGUGCUGGAGCUGGAGGCGCUGGAGCUAGAGGCACUGGCGCUAGAGCUACUGGAGCUGAAGCUGCUGGCGCUGGAGGCGCUGGAGCUGGAGGCCCUGUGCAGCAGCGACCGUUUUUCUUGCCGCCGCCGCAGCUGUCCGAGCUUCCGCCCGAGUCGGUGCUCCGUCAGGUUCUUAGUCUUCCUUCGUCCACUGCCCUUCCUCAAGACUCACUGCUGCCUACCCCGUCCCGUUACACUCAGCAGCCGGCCUCCCUUACAGAGUGUCGUCAGCGUGUGUCCUGUCCUGCCUCCCCUGUUCGCCGUGCUCGUCGUGUCCCGCGUCCGCGUCCUCCUCCUGUGCCAGGUACUCACACUAUGGCACUUAUUCCUUCCUCUGUUCCACAGACGUCUGCCGUCUCCUCCUGCGUCCUCUCUGCCUGACGUUCCGGACCCUGAGUCUAACCGUGUUCGUGCUGCCAACCCUACUGACACCCGUCUCCUGGCUACUGUUGUCACUGAUCCGUCGUUUGAGUUUACUGCUGCGUCUGCGUCGUUUGAGUGGGUUUCUCCUCCUUAA
Closterium sp. Yama58-4 is the source of this 1395-nucleotide messenger RNA. The record is from the annotation of a GenBank genome assembly. Lineage: Eukaryota; Viridiplantae; Streptophyta; Zygnematophyceae; Desmidiales; Closteriaceae.